UUAUAGGACAUUGCAUGAACACAAAACUGUGUGGAAAAUGCUGAAAACAAUUCCAGAUUUGACCUGUCAACUACCUGAGGAGCAUCUGAAAACUCUCAGUAAGAGUGUCAUUUCCGAAACCUGGGUAAAAGGCAGUACAGUGGUUGGAAAUGAUGGAUUUUAUAUAAUACUGAAAGGCUCAGCUCGACCUCAAACAAAGGUACAUGGAAAUCUGAUUGAAGAAAAUGAGUCAACAGCCUCUUUCAUACCUCAGAGUUUUCAAGAAUUUGUCAGUGAAGACUUCAAAAACUUUAAACUUGCUGAGAUGAACACACCUUCAUGUGACGCAACACUUCGACAAUGGAGUACCUUUGGAACCCUGGAAGUUGCAGCUCAGACCAAAUCAGAAACAAAGGAGCACUCGGUGAUCACAGAAGAAGAUUGUGAAAUUCUUAAAAUCCCUGCAAAGGAUUAUGCAAGGUUAAAAUCGGAAAAAAUAAAACUUGAAAAUAAAGAAAAGGUGAAAUUAAUUCGUAAAUGUCCAUAUUAUGAAGAGUGGCCCACUUUAUCCAUAUAUGAGCUAGUUGCACUCAUUAAAUGGAAAAAAUUUCCUCCAGGUCAUGUGAUAGUGGAAAGUGGAAAGAUAAUUUCUUUUGUGGCUUAUAUUAAUUCUGGAUAUUGUGACAUUUAUAGAAAUAUUGUAGGACUUACGAAACUACAAUCAAAAAAAGUGAAAAAAAUUCAAAAACUUGUUUAUAUGGGUAGACUUAAGGAGAAGGAGUCCUUUGGUGAAAUUAGUGUUCUUCUUCAAGUUCCUUUCACAUGCACAAUAGUUACUGGAAAAGAGGUUGAGAUGGCAAUCAUUGAAGAUAAGGACCUAUUUGAUUCAGAACUUAUACCUCAAGUCAUUUAG
Odobenus rosmarus divergens (Pacific walrus) is the source of this 892-nucleotide messenger RNA. It is a transcript of the gene CNBD1, whose product is annotated as cyclic nucleotide binding domain containing 1. Bases 38 to 892 code for a protein of 284 amino acids. The transcript is spliced from 7 exons. The record is from RefSeq and is a predicted model, not a curated record. NCBI's taxonomy places the organism in Eukaryota, Metazoa, Chordata, Mammalia, Carnivora, Odobenidae.